Messenger RNA from Knipowitschia caucasica, 813 nucleotides. Lineage: Eukaryota; Metazoa; Chordata; Actinopteri; Gobiiformes; Gobiidae. The record is from the annotation of a GenBank genome assembly.
AUGAGGCCCAUUAUUGUCUGUUCACAAUUCUCAAGAGGGGUGUACGCCAUAUUUGGAUUCUACGAUAAGAAGUCGGUGAACACCAUUACGUCGUUCUGCGGGACUUUGCACGUGUCCUUCAUAACGCCCAGUUUCCCGCUGGACGGGACGCAGCAGUUUAUAAUCCAGAUGAGGCCCGACAUCAAGGGCCCGUUGCUCAGCCUCAUAGAGUAUUACAAGUGGGACAAAUUUGCCUAUCUCUACGACAGUGAUCGAGGCCUGACCACGCUGCAGGUGGUCCUGGACACAGCGGCCGAGAGGAAGUGGCAGGUGACGGCCAUAAACGUGGGGAACCUAAAAGACGAGAGGAAGGACGAAGCAUAUCGGUCACUGUUUCAGGACCUGGAGCAGAAGAAGGAGCGGAGGGUCAUCCUGGACUGUGAGCAGGACAAGGUCAAAGAUAUCAUGGACCAGGUCAUCACCAUUGGCAGACAUGUCAAAGGAUACCACUACAUCAUCGCUAACCUGGGUUUUGUGGACGGGGACCUGUCCAAGAUCCAGUAUGGUGGCGCAAACGUGUCGGGAUUCCAGAUUGUGGACUUUGAUGAUCCUUUGGUGUCCAAGUUUGACCAGAGGUGGGAGGCUCUGGAGGAGAAGGAAUACCCAGGAGCAGACAGCCGGAUCCGGGGCGUUUCUCCCUUCUCCUCUGCCUAUCACUUAGGCAGGGGGCGUGUCCAGCCUGCAGGAAUCUACCCUGGCAGAGGAAGGAUCCUCACCACCCACGUGCUAAGCCAACCGGGACAGCACGUGGAGAGCUAUGUCCUGGGCGUCUAG